AUGCGCAACGAGCUUGAGAUGUUUUGGUGGGCGCGGUGGCCAGUGUCUAGCAUUCCCGAUCCUGGUGAAGAUGGUGAUCCUGAGCGCUACGCUGUGCUAGCAUGCAUCACCGCCCUAAUCGUCGAGAGCUUCAACGAGCGCAACAAACUAGGCCUGCGUCGUGCAGAGCCCCACUCAAUCCUGUCUCUCGAGGAGCAGCUUGCGUGGGCGGCGACACCUGAGGUUCGAGAGACGGAACCAGCAUGGACUUCUAACGCGCGACCUCUGUCCAGGGUGCUGUACAUUCCGACUGGGGAUGAUAAUGGUGAAGAAAUCACGAAUUUGGAGGAUCCAAAGGCUUGCCCAGCAUUCAAAAAGAAGAAUAUUCUAGCGGGAAACAUCUCCGGUCCGCUCCCGGCUAUCUUCCUUGUCAACUUCGCCGCGGAGAUUGUCAAGCGCUAA
Molecule: messenger RNA, 441 nt
Organism: Pyricularia grisea
Lineage: Eukaryota; Fungi; Ascomycota; Sordariomycetes; Magnaporthales; Pyriculariaceae
Exons: 2
Coding region: 1-441 (146 amino acids)
Source: RefSeq, a predicted model, not a curated record